Clonostachys byssicola is the source of this 1311-nucleotide messenger RNA. NCBI's taxonomy places the organism in Eukaryota, Fungi, Ascomycota, Sordariomycetes, Hypocreales, Bionectriaceae. The record is from the annotation of a GenBank genome assembly.
AUGUCUGCUGUCGAGGAGAAGACUGUCGCCGCCGCUGCCCCUGCGCCGGGCGUGGAGCCCACUGCUGAGCCGGCUGUUGCUGCCGCUGCUCCUGCGGCUGAGGCUACCAAGGAGGAGACGCCAAAGGUAGAGGCUUCCAAGGAGGAGGCUCCCAAGGCCGAGGCCGCCAAGGAGGAAGCCGCCAAGGAGGAGGCUCCCAAGACAGAGGCCGCCAAAGAAGAGGCCAAGGAGGAGACCAAGAAGGACGAGGCCAAGGAGGAGACCAAGGAGGAGGCCCCCAAGAAGCCGGAGACGGCCCUCUCAAAGCUGACCGCCCGCCUCCCCGAGAUCCUCAAGAAGGCCGAGCACACUGAGAUGUGGGGCAUCGAGCUCAAGGACAUCGAGACGAGCAUCCCGGCCAAGAUCGUGCUGCAGAAGUUCCUGCGCGCCAAGGGCGGCGAUGUCGACGUCGCCGCGAAGCAGCUCGAGGACGCCCUCAAGUGGCGCAAGGAGCUGAAGCCCACCGAGCUCGUCGAGUGCACCUUUGACGCCGACACCUUUGAGGGCCUGGGCUAUGCCACCGUCCACAAGAACGCUGCCGGCCUGGAGACGGUCAUCACCUGGAACAUCUACGGCGCCGUCAAGAGCUUCAAGAAGACGUUUGGAGACGUUGACGAGUUCGUCCGAUGGCGCACUGCCCUGAUGGAGCUCGGCGUCCAGAAGCUCAGGAUCGACGCUGCCACCGAGCCCAUCUCGGAUGACCCAAGCGUGGCGGACCCCUACAAGAUGGUCCAGGUCCACGACUACCUCUCCGUCAGCUUCCUGCGCAUGGACCCUCACGUCAAGGCCGCCAGCAAGCAGACCAUUGAUGCCUUCGCCACCGCCUACCCGGAGCUGCUGGAGCACAAGUACUUCGUCAACGUGCCGACUAUCAUGGGCUGGAUGUACGCCGCCAUGAAGCUCUUCCUGGCGCCCGCGACGCUCAAGAAGUUCCACCCCAUGAGCUCCGGCACGACGCUGGCCGCCGAGCUGCCCCAGAUCAAGUCGUCCCUGCCCAAGGAGUACGGCGGUGAGGGCCCGAGCGUGAAGGAGGGCGAGGCUAUCAAGCUGGUCAAGAAGGAGCCGGAGCCCGCAAAGAAGGAGGAGUCCAAGGAGGAGAAGAAGGAGGAGACCAAGGAAGAGAAGAAGGAAGAGGCUAAGAAGGAAGAGGUCAAGGAGGAGACCAAGGAGGAGCCCAAGAAGGAGGAAAUCAAGGAGGAGACCAAGAAAGAAGAAACCAAGACAGAGGAGUCUAAGAAGGAGGAAGAGCCCACAAAAGACGCAGCUGAGUAG